This is a messenger RNA of Sphenostylis stenocarpa, 1578 nucleotides long. Lineage: Eukaryota; Viridiplantae; Streptophyta; Magnoliopsida; Fabales; Fabaceae. The record is from the annotation of a GenBank genome assembly.
AUGGCGAGGCUGCUUCGUAACACUACCCUUCUGACACGCUCUCUAUUCGUCCCUAAGAUAGGGAAAAGGAAAAAAGCCAAUGACCGUUUUGUCUGUGAUGGCCAUGGAUACGAGAAACCGUUUCCCUCGCUUUUUGCAUCUUCUGCCAAUGUUUCUGAUGGAUGCUUAUUUUGCUGCAUAAUCAGUUCCUGCUUUCGUUUGCAGGGCUUUGAACUGGGACUAUUUGGCAGUGCUCAGAUUUUGAGCUUUUCAUCUAAAGUACCAGGACAGGAUGGGAAAAUCAGCAUGGAACAGCUGUGUAACCUUGUGGUUAUGUGGCUAGAUGGGAAGAUUUAUAGUAGAAGGCGCUCCAAAUCUGAUGGAAGUGACUCUGGUGAGGAAAACGUGUGUAAGAAAGAGUUGGCCCUUCAACAAGCACUUGAUCAGAUCACUUCUGCAUUUGGAAAGGGAUCCAUCAUGUGGCUUGGUCGUACUGUCGCACCAAAAAAUGUACCUGUUGUGUCUACAGGUUCUUUUGCUCUUGAUAUAGCACUAGGAAUUGGUGGUCUUCCAAAGGGACGGGUUGUGGAAAUAUAUGGUCCAGAGGCUUCUGGAAAAACGACUCUUGCUUUACAUGUGAUUGCAGAGGCACAGAAGCAAGGAGGUUAUUGUGUCUUUGUUGAUGCUGAGCAUGCCCUUGAUAAGACACUUGCAGAGUCUAUUGGUGUGAAUACGGCGAACUUGCUUCUCUCCCAACCAGAUUGUGGUGAACAAGCACUUAGUCUUGUGGAUACCUUAAUCCGAAGUGGUUCAGUUGAUGUUAUUGUUGUUGACAGUGAUUAUAUGUUUUUUCCUGAUAAGGUGGCUGCGCUUGUUCCUAAAGGUGAGCUUGAUGGUGAAAUGGGCGAUGCUCACAUGGCAAUGCAGGCUAGGUUGAUGAGUCAGGCACUUCGAAAAUUGAGCCAUGCAAUGAAUAGUAAAUUCCUGUCACGAUCAUGUCUCUUUGAGCUUGAUACCCCUGGAAUAUACACAAAUUUGUUGCCCCCCCCCCCCAACUUGAGCAAGUUAGUAUAUAUGUAUGUGAGGUCAAAGAUUUCAACUUUUGGGGGAUUUAGUGGGCCUACGGAAGUUACUUGUGGUGGUAAUGCAUUGAAAUUCUAUGCUUCUGUGCGUCUAAAUAUCAAGAGAAUAGGGUUUGUCAAGAAGGGUGAAGAGAUUUUAGGAAGCCAGGUUCUUGUCAAGGUUGUGAAGAACAAGCUAGCCCCUCCAUUUAAAACUGCUGAGUUUGAGCUUCAAUUUGGUAAGGGGAUAUGUAAAGAAACAGAGAUUAUAGAUUUAAGUGUAAAGCACAAACUCAUCUUAAAGGCUGGUGCAAUGUAUUACUAUAACGAACAUAAUUUCCGCGGUAAGGAUGCGCUAAAGAGUUUCCUAGCUGAGAAUCAUAGUGCAAUAGAAGAACUUGAAACGAAGCUCAGAGAGAAGGUUCUUAAUGUUGAGACAGAACAUACACAAGAAUCAGAUGUUAUUAAGGAAGAUGUUACAGAAGAAAUUGCAACAGUUAAUUCUACUGACGAAGAAACAGCUAUUAUAGAAGCAUGA